AUGUCUUGCACCCAUAUUCAAGAUUCGGCAAUGAAAAUUGCGGCUGCUAUUAUCUAUCCGUCGAUUAUUUUGCUCAGUACAGUUGGAAAUAGCAUUGUCAUUUUGACUGUGAUACGAUCUGUUGCCAUGCGGACGAUCACUAAUUUGUUCAUUGCUAACCUGGCAGUAUCUGACCUUCUCAUGACCUUUGUAUCGACACCGUUCACUCCCUUGGCCUUCUAUAUGAAAGGUUGGAAGUUGCCAUCAGCACUGUGCCAUUUAUUGCCCAUGACAAUGGGAACAAGUGUGUAUGUGUCUACGCUAACUUCAACCGCAAUUGCUGUGGACCGUUAUCUAGUAAUUGUGCACCCAUUUGUUUCACGUAUGUCUGAAACCAUCUGUGGCUUAAUCAUAGCAUCCGUUUGGUUGUUCUCCAUUCUGGUGACAUUACCGUUGGGUAUAUAUCAAGAAAUCAAAGUGGAUCCAGUUACCAAAGAUGCAAAUUGUGAACAGUCUUGGCCAGAUAAAGGAUCACAACCGGUAAGAAAAGUCUAUUCGAUUUACACAGUGAUCACAUUCGUCCUGCAGUUUGUUGUUCCCUGUUUCAUCAUCUCUAUCUGUUAUUAUCGCGUAAGUUGUGUCCUACGUGCACGAUGCGAUUUGAAAAUUGGAUCGGGUCAAAAGAGUCGAGAACGUGAGGAAAGUGAUAUUCGAAGAAAACGUCGCACCAAUAAAAUGCUGAUCGCCAUGGUGGUCAUAUUUGUGCUGUGUUGGAUUCCUUUGCACGCACUGUGGAUUAUUGUUGACUCAGUGGGUGGUCAGAUUGAGGAAAGUUGGCAUUUCCACAACGCAUUUAUAUUUUGUCACAUGCUAGCUAUGAGCUCGGCAGUAUAUAAUCCAUUUUUGUACGCCUGGUUGAAUAAUAACUUCCGCCAGGAAUUUCAAGCAAUUCUACAGUGUCGGGGCAAAACUCAGGGUCCACGGAACAUGAAUCGCUCGGACAACCACAGCAAGAUCGUGUGUGACUUCGGAAUCAGCAUCGGUGUGAAUCAUUUGUGUUAUAGUACGAAAACAAACAUACGAAACAACUCUUAUGUCCCUUUUGGUUCGUACAUGGCAUGUUCGAUUUCUGUGGAUUGCAACUGUUAUGCGAUUGCAAAGCUAGGGUUUCGGGUCCGGACCCGGAAUAUCCUUACUUGUAACAAGAAAUCAAUGUCUUCUCUGAGUGAAUAUUCACACACCCACACACUUCUCCGCAACCGCUACAGUUAUGAUUUCUGUAAAUACGUUUACAUUUGUCUGUGUGUGUGCGGCCCCAUAGCUGUCAAAUUGUUUCUCUAUUCAUCUCUGAGUUAUAAACCUGAAAGAUACGAGAGUACGUUUUGUUCAUCCUGA
Messenger RNA from Echinostoma caproni, 1374 nucleotides. The record is from the annotation of a GenBank genome assembly. Lineage: Eukaryota; Metazoa; Platyhelminthes; Trematoda; Plagiorchiida; Echinostomatidae.